Molecule: messenger RNA, 1536 nt
Organism: Epithele typhae
Lineage: Eukaryota; Fungi; Basidiomycota; Agaricomycetes; Polyporales; Epitheliaceae
Product: catalase
Exons: 7
Coding region: 1-1536 (511 amino acids)
Biological process (GO): response to hydrogen peroxide; hydrogen peroxide catabolic process
Cellular component (GO): cytoplasm; mitochondrion; peroxisome
Molecular function (GO): catalase activity; heme binding
Source: RefSeq, a predicted model, not a curated record
AUGUCUGCCACCGUCGAUGCCCUGUACACCACGUCCACCGGGACACCUGUCUCAGAACCUUACUCCUUCCAAAGGAUAGGCAACGUUGGGCCUCUCCUCUUGCAAGACUCCGACGCCAUCGAAGCUCUUGCCCAUUUUGCUCGUGAACGCAUCCCCGAACGUGUUGUUCAUGCUCGAGGCGCCGGAGCCCAUGGGUAUAUCGAGGUCACGCAUGACAUCACGGACCUUACUUGCGCCGCUCUCUUCAGUAAAGUCGGAAAUCGCGCACCUGUCACUAUGCGUCAUUCUCUAGUCGUUACUGAGUCCGGCUCUGCGGACACAAUUCGUGAUACUCACGGGUUCGCUGUAAAGAUCAAGACAGAAGAAGGAAACCUCGACUGGGUCUUUAACAACUCCCCCGUCUUUUUCAUUCGCGAUCCGUCCAAGUUCCCCGCGCUUAAUCACACCCACAAGCGAAACCCCGCGACCCAUCUACCCGCUGUUGAAGAAGGAUGGGAUUUCUUCUCUCAGAACCCCGAGACUAUUCACCAGAUCAUGAUAAACUUCUCAGAUCGAGGCACCCCUGAUGGGUACCAUCGCGUCCACGGCUACUCCGGUUCUACCUACAAGUUCAUCAACGCUCAGGGAAAGUUCACCUACAUUCGCGUUCAACUGCGCAACGAUCGUGGCUUCAAGACACUCACCGGGGCGGAGGCCCAGCGCCUCGCAGGCGAGAACCCAGACUACGGCAUUCAGGCGAUGUACGAGGACAUCGAGAGGGGCGAGUACCCUUCAUGGACCGUCUUGGUACAAACGAUGACGCCCGAGCAGGCCGAGCACUUCCGCUACUCGAUCCUCGACAUGACCAAGGUCUGGCCGCACGCCGACUUCCCGCUGCGCCCGUGCGCGCGCGUCGUGCUCGACCACAACCCGGCGAACUACUUCGCCGAGGUCGAGCAGCUCGCCUUCUCGCCCUCGCGCGUCGUCCCCGGCUGGGCGCCCUCCGCGGACCCGGUCCUCCAGGCGCGCCUGUUCGCGUACCCGGACGCGGCGCGCUACCGCCUGGGCGUGAACCACGCGCAGCUGCCCGCGAACGCGCCCGCCGCGCCCGUCGCGAACUUCCAGCGCGACGGCGCGAUGGCGCUCGACAACCAGGGCGCGCGGCCGAACUACGCGAGCAGCCUCGCGCCGAUGCGGUACCGGACGAGGGCGGAGGUCCAGCACGAGGUGUGGCUCGGGCGCGCGAUGGGCUUCCUGUCCGAGGUCACGGAGCUCGAUUUCGAGCAGCCUCGCGCCCUGUGGCAGAAGGUGUUUAGCGACGCCGACCGGGAGCGGUUCGUUGGGAACAUCGCGCCCGCUCUCGGCGGAGUGAGAAGCGCAGAGAUCAAGGCUCGUCAACUCGCUAUCUUUGCCGCAGUUGACCAGUCUCUAUCGGAUCGGAUCGCGGAAGCUAUCAAGGUCCCGCCCGUGCAGCCUCUGAAGGUCAAGUCGGUCGUCGAGUUAGAAGGGCGACGCUCUUCCACUCUGUUGAUUAAUGAGAAGACCGGAGAUUGUUAG